AGUACACUGAUGCUCUAUAUAUGGCAGCAGUCCAGUGAUCCCACCUGCUUUUCCUGGUCACUGGUUCAAACCUCCCCAGGACCUCACACACUUUCACACACAUACACCCUCACACACACACACUCACAUACACUCUCACACACAUUCACAAACACCACAUACAUACACACACUUUCACACACAUACACCCUCACACACAACCUCACACACAUUCACACACACACCACACAGAUCCCAUCAGAACAGUAUCAGAAAUGACCACUCAGAAGAACAAGAGGAAGGAGUACAUGUGUGUGAAGGACCUGGAGAAAGUUCUGGACACCUGCACUCUGGACCUGCACCAGAUCGACGAGGUGUGGCCCAACCUGUACAUCGGAAACGUGAGAAUAGCCCAGAACAGAACAGCUCUGCAGCAGCUGGGCAUCACACACAUCCUCAACGCUGCCCACUCUAAACGCGGGAGCAUCGGGGACCAGAACUUCUACGGAACCAACUUUGUUUACUGUGGAAUUCCAGCCGAAGACUCCUGUCACUUUGACCUGGAUAUUUACUUCAGACCAGCAGCAGAUUUCAUCCACAAAGGCCUGAAAGCCCCUGAUGGAAAGGUGUUGGUGCAUUGCAUUAUGGGUAUGAGCCGUUCGUCCACGCUGGUUUUGGCGUAUCUGAUGCUGUAUCACCAAAUGCCUCUCCGCUCAGCUGUCCAGCGUGUCGUCAAAAAACGAGCAAUCUACCCAAACAGGAACUUCCUGGCACUGCUGCUGGACCUGGACCUACAGAUGAAGAGGAAAAGAAAAACCUGUGUACUGCUGUAAAAAAUAAACAACAAACAAACAAACAACCUACAGCUGCUUUACAUCAUCACAGGUGGAGUGCUCACAGUUUACUGGUUGGAAGUUGGGAAUCUGCAGUGAAAGAGGAAAAAAUAUUAUCAUAUUUUUCGCACUAUAAAGAGCACUAUCAAUGAACGUC
Molecule: messenger RNA, 969 nt
Organism: Astyanax mexicanus (Mexican tetra)
Lineage: Eukaryota; Metazoa; Chordata; Actinopteri; Characiformes; Acestrorhamphidae
Product: dual specificity protein phosphatase 13
Exons: 3
Coding region: 255-812 (185 amino acids)
Biological process (GO): protein dephosphorylation; negative regulation of MAPK cascade
Cellular component (GO): cytoplasm
Molecular function (GO): MAP kinase phosphatase activity; protein tyrosine/serine/threonine phosphatase activity
Source: RefSeq, a predicted model, not a curated record